This is a messenger RNA of Drosophila teissieri, 762 nucleotides long. Its product is annotated as c-Myc-binding protein homolog. The coding region runs from base 96 to 620 and encodes 174 amino acids. Gene Ontology annotation, molecular function: transcription coactivator activity. Lineage: Eukaryota; Metazoa; Arthropoda; Insecta; Diptera; Drosophilidae. Gene Ontology annotation, biological process: regulation of DNA-templated transcription. The record is from RefSeq and is a predicted model, not a curated record. Gene Ontology annotation, cellular component: nucleus. The transcript has 2 exons.
CAUGCAGCCCUGGUUGUGAUAGUGCAAGGGGGCUUGACUGUGGUAUAUUUCGAAGUUCCGGCCACGGUCACACCGCACAUCUCCAUUUUGCAAAGAUGUCCUUUAAGCCCAUUGACCCGAAGCGCGACGAGAUCCGGCGCUACCUGGAGCGCGGCAGCGUCCUGGACUCGCUGACCAAGAUCUUCAUACGCGUGAUCAAGGAGCGGCCGGAGAAUCCCAUGGAGUACAUCCGGAACCACAUUGGUGUGGUGCGCCACCAGCACGACAAGUACGAGCGCCUGCAGCAGGACCUGCAGCUGGCCAACGAGGAGAUCCAGCGGCUGCGUGCCAUCAUCAACAGCAUCAAUCCGGAGGUGCUUCAGGGCCAUCAGCCAGUGGCCCCCAGUGAAGUGGUCGCACCGGAGCAGCCUGAGACCGUGGCCGAGCCCACUGAGGCGGCGGAGCAGCAGGAGAACGGCGAGCUGGGCGCUGAGAAACCCGGGGAAAGUUCGGACGCCGUUGCGGAGGUAACCGCUGUGGUGGAGGCCUGCCAGAUUGAGGAGAAAGCGGUGGUGGCCAGCGAGGAGGCCGCACAGCCCAGCCCAACCGUCCAAGCUGAAGCCAGUGGCUCCAGCGAGUAGAUCUCAGAUGACAGCAGCUCGCAGGCUCACACCAAAAAUCAGCAGACAUGCCAUUAGAACGCAUCUAUUAGAAGAAAUGUUAAGUAUUUUCCCAAGUGUACAUGUAAAUAAAGCGAAAUACAAGAUAUGCAGCGAAUGCGAA